CAAGAUGCCUCUCUAAGUCUUCCUGUAAUGUUACACCCAAGAGUGGCUUGUCCCACCAUUCCAGUCCCCUUUGCACAGCAAGGGGCAGAGGAUGGCUUUUCACGAGUCUCAGAGGAACAGGGCACCUGGAUAAUCCGGUUCAUGUUGUAAGUCACCUCUCUUGGUUCAGGCCAAGUCAGAGCGCUCAGGGGCCCUGCCAAAACAGAAGCUCGCCUGCCCUGGGGUGGGUGGGGUAAUGAGAUGGAAUUGGUUUAGAGCCAUCAUCUCUUACCACAAGGGAAGGCUGCAGUGUCCCUGGAAAGACAUUGUCUGAUUCUGCUACUAAUUUGGUUCAAAUGACCUUGAAAGGCAGGGCGAUUUCUGUAACUCUCUCCUCCAUAUAUAAAGAGCUGCAAAAAUGAGAUGUCAGGAUGGUGCCCAUGGCCUUCAGAAACCGAAGCUGAGCGAGUGGAGAGAGGAGCUUUGAGACUUGCCCCCUUUCCACCCCAGCAGGACAUCAGCUCAUCUGCGAAUUCAUCUUCAAGGGAGGGGAUGAACAAUCAGUAUGUCCGUCGGGAAGUCUUCUGCUGUGAAACUUGUCGUGAGCUCAGAAGCUUCUGGGAAAAAGAAAUUAGCAAACAGACUUGUUACCGGGAACUGGAGGAAGAUCGUCAGGGAAGGAGCGCCCUUGGGAAGCUCAGAGAGGAAUGGAAGCAACACCUAGACAAAAGGCUGCAGAUGACGGACAAGGCUGAUGAGCAGGACACGCAGGCAAGCACCACAGGCUGUCAGCCUCCUGCCCAAUCCACUCGGUGGAAAGGAGCCACCAAGGGCACUCUUCUAGGAGAAAAAACUAAUGCCAAAGUUUCUCUGACUUACUAAACAGGACACUCCCUUCUCUGCCAUGUGUGAGGGGAUUUGCAUGUGAACCUGCCCCAGGGCUGGGGAGUCAUUAUCCAGCCCAGUCCUUUCUGCACAGGGCGGGGUGGCCGCCAAUGGGACAGGAAGCCCAGGUAUUUAAUGCAAAAGCUCUUGGAAUUAGUACUCCCGAGCUUUCAAUUAUCCAUGUAGUGUACUCACUCUAUUGCCACAUUUUCUUCUCAUUUUGAAAUCUGAAUAUUCUGUCUGAGCUUACCAAGGGUAAUGACCUGGACAGACUCUGGCCCCCUGGAUCUUCUGGAAAAACAAAGUGAUACAAUCUUUUCUUCUUGUCCCUGCUCUUUGGCAACUACAAAAAUAAAGCUGUAAAUACGAAAAGAAUAAUUUAUUAGCAAUAUGGUUUGAAAUUAACUGAAAUAAAUUUUUUCUCUUCAUAUUGUUUUUUUUCAUAAACAUUUAAUUGGAAACAUGCAGUGAAAGCAAAAUAAUGCUUAAUA
Molecule: messenger RNA, 1355 nt
Organism: Manis pentadactyla (Chinese pangolin)
Lineage: Eukaryota; Metazoa; Chordata; Mammalia; Pholidota; Manidae
Product: protein FAM240B-like
Exons: 3
Coding region: 403-861 (152 amino acids)
Source: RefSeq, a predicted model, not a curated record